GGACAACAGAAACGCAGCGAUUACAUGUCAAGUGCUCCAUCACGAUUGGUUGUUGCAGUAAGACCUCCUUGUCAGCAGGGGCUGUAUGCGUGGUAAAUUACACCGAUGGUGGUUGUCGACAUAACCGGAAGCGACGUGGCACAUAAACACUGGGAAGGAAGGAAGCGUCUCCUACCAGUAGGACCUGUUUCUGUCAGUCCUCUCAUGUGAAUUUGACAAGAGAGCCUCCAUGAAAGCCAGGCAUCUUCAAUCCACACCGACGGAACUCUUAUAAGUUUUCAAGUUGUGGCUAUGGGUCUGUGCAAGUGCCCCAAGAGAAAGGUCACCAACUUAUUCUGCUUUGAACAUCGUGUGAAUGUGUGUGAGCACUGUCUUGUCUCCAAUCACAACAAGUGUAUUGUGCAGUCUUAUCUGCAGUGGCUUCAGGACAGCGACUACAAUCCAAACUGUUUACUCUGCAACACCCCUCUGAUUGAUCAGGACACUAUCAGACUGGUCUGCUACGAUGUGUUCCACUGGUCCUGUCUCAAUAACCUGGCAUCUCGACUGCCUCUGCACACGGCUCCAGCAGGCUACCAAUGCCCCAGCUGUCAGGGUCCCGUGUUCCCCCCUUCAAAUCUGGCAAGCCCGGUCGCUGACGUUCUAAAAGAGCAAUUGUCUUCUGUCAACUGGGCUCGAGCUGGCUUAGGACUACCCCUGAUUGAAGAGUCGGUGUCCAUUCUCCAAGAGACCUCGGCUGAUGUUACGGACUACACAGACUGGUCGGCCUUUGAUGCCCAGGAUCCUGUUCAUUCUUAUGACACUAGCCAUAGCCAUGCAACAAAUUUCGCUCCUCCUUUAAAACAAGACGAACACCCAAGUGCACGCAAAAAUGGGGAUGUUGACUCACAGGCACAUUCUGUCAUCAACCUUCCUGCCACGACCAGUGACACGGUCACUUUACAUGCAGCUUCAUCUCCCCGAAAGAUCUACGACACACGGGACGUUGGGCCUUCAUCUGUCACACAGAUGGACUUUGACGAUGACAAAUACCGACGACGACCUGCUAUGAAUUGGUUUGCUCAGCUUCUCAAGAAUCGCACCGGAGGAAAGCGCACAACCUUUUCCUGGAAGCAGCGGGUCUUCAUGCUCCUUCUUGUCGGCGUUCUGGGAUUCUUCACUUUGAUCAUCAUCAUGGCUAAACUUGGACGUGCAUCAGCUGGUUCUGAUCCCAACUUGGAUCCCUUGCUGAACCCCAACAUCCGUAUUGGAAAAAGCUGAAUUGGACUGGAAUUAAAUUAAGAUGUUUUUAUUGUUGUUGAUGGUAUUAUUCCUUUUGUGUUGCACAAUAUUAAGAACAGGACUGUAGAGAGACUGCUGCACCAGACUGGAUUUAAGUUUGUGUUUGGUUUUAUCCUAUUCAGUGACAUAUCACAGAAUAUUUCUGAAUAUGUCCUCAUACACGAUAUCCAUAGUACCAUGCAGUUUUUAUUCAGAAGGGGAAGAAAUGAUUUUACUAACAGGUAAUUAUUGUUUGCUUAUUGGAGUUAAGACAAUUUUCCUGAUGGCUUUGCUGUAAAAUUUGAUAUUCAUUCCAACUGAGUUGCUUUAAGACUGACCAUUAAUACUGAACGUGGAUCAUUCUGCCUUCUGUCUCUAUUAAAAAGAAGUACUCAAAAUGUUGGGUGUUUUGUCAGUGAG
This is a messenger RNA of Synchiropus splendidus (mandarinfish), 1680 nucleotides long. RefSeq names its product zinc finger protein-like 1 (gene zfpl1). The record is from RefSeq and is a predicted model, not a curated record. Gene Ontology annotation, cellular component: Golgi apparatus. Lineage: Eukaryota; Metazoa; Chordata; Actinopteri; Syngnathiformes; Callionymidae. The transcript has 8 exons. Bases 292 to 1260 code for a protein of 322 amino acids.